Molecule: messenger RNA, 2117 nt
Organism: Boleophthalmus pectinirostris (great blue-spotted mudskipper)
Lineage: Eukaryota; Metazoa; Chordata; Actinopteri; Gobiiformes; Gobiidae
Gene: st3gal8
Product: ST3 beta-galactoside alpha-2,3-sialyltransferase 8
Exons: 7
Coding region: 180-1271 (363 amino acids)
Molecular function (GO): beta-galactoside (CMP) alpha-2,3-sialyltransferase activity
Source: RefSeq, a predicted model, not a curated record
CCGGUGGGGGGCGGGACCUCCUAACUGUAACCCGCGCCCUCACGGGCACGACGCACGCACACGUCCCGGCGCACGCGACCCGGAAGUGUCAUUUUAUGGACGUCCUGAUGCUGAUGAUGCGAGGCCACGCCCCCGUCCCCUGCAGAUGACAUCACAGGUUUAGCCCCGCCCCGGUCGUCAUGGCGAUGAGGAGGAGGCUGUGCGUGCUGACGUUGGCCGCCGCCGUGUUGUUCCUCGUGCUCGCCACGCACAGCCACUUCCUGUCUCUCACCUCGCUCCCCCGCAGCCCGACGGCCGCCGCCGCCUCGCCCCAAGACUCUGGUUCCCAUCAUGCAUCUGUGCAGCCCGUGACCUCUGACCCCCGGACACGCCCCCCGCCCGACGCUUUGGAGCGGAAACAGGAGGCGGAGAAACGGUCGUGCGGUUGUGAUUCCUGCGUCUCUGACGUGUCGAGCUCCGAUUGGUUCAAACAAAGAUUCGACCCCGAGAAGCGACCAAUCCUGACGCAGAACCAGACCAUCGACCCCCAGGCCCUCAGCUGGUGGAUGUCUCUCCAGCGUUCGGGAAACGGCCGCUCUCUACAGGAAGUGAUAUCAGAGCUGUUUAAGGUCAUAGCCCCGCCCCCGGAGCCGCAGAAGCCCCGCCCCUCGCUAUGUCGGACCUGCGCCGUCGUCGGGAACUCGGGAAACCUCCGGAAUUCAGGCUACGGACGCCUUAUCGACUCUCACCAGUCUGUGCUCAGGAUGAACCGCGCUGUGACUUGGGGCUUUGAACGGGACGUGGGGAAUCGCACUACGCAUCACUUCCUGUACCCGGAGAGCGCCGUGGACCUGCCGCCUCGAGUCCACCUGGUCCUCGUGCCCUUCAAGAUCCGAGACCUGGAGUGGGUCCGGAGCGCCCUGACCACCGGGAACAUCACCAUGACCUACAUGCGGGUGAAGGACCGGGUCUCGGCGGAUCCAGACCGGGUUCUGGUCUUGAGUCCAGAAUUCUUCAGAUACGUCCACGAGCGCUGGACCCAGAACCACGGGCGCUACCCGUCCACCGGGCUCAUCGCCGUCAUCUACGCCCUGCACACCUGCGACCGGGUCUCGGUGUUCGGCUUCGGUGCAGACGGGCACGGGGAUUGGCAUCAUUACUGGGAGCAGAACCGUUUCGCCGGAGCGUUCCGGAAAACCGGAGUCCACAACGGAGAAUACGAGACGAGCAUCCUCCAGAGACUCAACCAGGACGGGAAAGUCCACCUGUACCCCGGACUAAACCAGGACUAAACUAGGACUGAACCAGGACUAAACCAGGACUAAACUAGGACUGAACCAGGACUAAACCAGGACUAGACCAGGACUAGACCAGGACUAGACCAGGACUAAAACAGGGGGUCUGCUGCCUGUUCCGACAUCCCUUCAUUCCGACAUGUCUCUAUUUAGACUUUUUUUUUUUCGUUUAUUUGAUGCUUUUAGUCUCGUUAUUCCCACACGUCCUUUUACGUCCGACCACAGAGCUGCAGGCGUCUGUUACGUGUCUGUUACGUGUCUGUUCGGUGGAGCGUCUGUUACGUGUCGGUUCUGUGGAGCGUCUGUUUACGUGUCUGUUCUGUGUCUGUUACGUGUCGGUUCGGUGGAGCAUCUGUUACGUGUCUGUUACGUGUCGGUUCGGUGGAGCGUCUGUUACGUGUCGGUUCUGUGGAGCGUCUGUUACGUGUCGGUUCGGUGGAGCGUCUGUUACGUGUCUGUUUCGUGUCAGUUCGGUGGAGCGUCUGUUACGUGUCGGUUCUGUGUAGCGUCUGUUACGUGUCGGUUCUGUGGAGCGUCUGUUACGUGUCGGUUCUGUGGAGCGUCUGUUACGUGUCGGUUUGGUGGAGCGUCUGUUCUGUGUCGGUUCGGUGGAGCGUCUGUUACGUGUCGGUUCGGUGGAGCGUCUGUUCCGUGUCGGUUCGGUGUAGCGUCUGUUACGUGUCGGUUCGGUGGAGCGUCUGUUCCGUGUCGGUUCGGUGGAGCGUCUGUUACGUGUCGGUUCGGUGUAGCGUCUGUUACGUGUCGGUUCGGUGGAGCGUCUGUUCCGUGUCGGUUCGGUGUAGCGUCUGUUACGUGUCGGUUCGGUGGAGCGUCUGUUCCGUG